Penicillium odoratum is the source of this 1671-nucleotide messenger RNA. RefSeq names its product lysophospholipid acyltransferase. Gene Ontology annotation, molecular function: 1-acylglycerophosphocholine O-acyltransferase activity; 1-acylglycerol-3-phosphate O-acyltransferase activity. The transcript is spliced from 4 exons. The record is from RefSeq and is a predicted model, not a curated record. Lineage: Eukaryota; Fungi; Ascomycota; Eurotiomycetes; Eurotiales; Aspergillaceae. Gene Ontology annotation, biological process: glycerophospholipid biosynthetic process; lipid modification. Bases 1 to 1671 code for a protein of 556 amino acids. Gene Ontology annotation, cellular component: endoplasmic reticulum; membrane.
AUGUUGCCCUAUAUAGACAGCUUGUUCGAGAUCCCUGCGCAGCUCACAGGCGCCUCGGUAGAUGAGCUCAAGCUGAUCGGCUCCUUCCUCCUCUCCUACCCACUGGCCGCUCUGUUGAAGCGAAUCCCCGACGCCCAGCCAUGGAAAAAGAAUGCCUUUAUCAUCGGUGCUUCGCUCUUCUACAUUAUCGGUCUUUUUGGUCUCUGGGAUGGACUUCGGACACUCCUGUAUAGCGCGGCUGGAACAUACGCUAUUGCAUACUAUGUGGACGGCUCGCUGAUGCCCUGGAUCGGUUUCAUCUUUUUGAUGGGACACAUGUCGGUCAGCCAUAUCUACCGCCAAAUGGUCGACGAUGCGCAGGUAGUUGACAUCACGGGAGCACAAAUGGUGCUCGUGAUGAAGCUAUCUUCCUUCUGCUGGAACAUUCAUGAUGGCCGUCUACCGCAGGAACAGCUCUCUGAUCCCCAGAAGUACUCAGCCAUUACUCAAUUCCCUAGCAUCUUGGACUACGCUGGUUAUGUCCUAUUCUUCCCGUCGCUGUUUGCCGGCCCCUCUUUUGAAUAUGUCGACUACCGUCGCUGGCUUGAUACCACCUUGUUUGACACCCCACCGGGCACUGAUCCAUCCAAGGUGCCUGCGACGCGCAAGAAGCGCAAGAUUCCCCGGAGCGGUACCCCGGCGUUCAAGAAGGCCAUGGUCGGACUGGCUUGGAUCGGUGCAUUUGUCUACCUGGGUGGAAUCUUCAACACUGACUUCGUGUUGUCGGACGAGUUCUUGAAGUACGGUUUCCCGCGCCGCAUAGUCACUGUCUAUUUGCUUGGCUUCACCUCUCGCCUGAAGUACUACGGUGUCUGGUCCCUCACAGAGGGUGCCUGUAUUCUGUCCGGUCUGGGCUACAAUGGCUUUGAUGCCAAGUCCGGCAAGGUGUUCUGGAACCGCCUGGAGAACGUCGAUCCUUGGGGUCUGGAGACUGCCCAGAAUUCGCACGCCUACCUAGGUAGCUGGAACAAGAAUACCAACCACUGGCUGCGCAACUAUGUCUACCUACGUGUCACUCCUAAGGGUAAGAAGCCUGGAUUCCGCGCUAGCAUGGCAACCUUCGCUACCAGCGCUCUCUGGCACGGCUUCUACCCGGGCUACUACAUGACGUUUGUGCUCGGCUCGUUUAUCCAGACUGUGGCCAAGAACUUCCGUCGCUAUGUGCGCCCUUUCUUCUUGACCCCCGACGGCUCCAAGCCCAUGCCCACCAAGCGCUACUACGAUAUCUUCAGCUGGGCUGCUACUCAGCUUACUCUCGGUUUCGCAGUGAUGCCAUUCAUCAUCCUUGGCUUCAGUGACUCCAUGGCCGUUUGGUCUCGUGUCUACUUCUACGGCAUCAUCGGAACCUUUACAUCGCUUGUCGCCUUCGCCUCUUUCUCCCCACUCAAGGCCGUUCUGGUCUCCAACCUGAAGCGUCGCAACCGGCCUCAUGUUAUGCGGACCGUCAGUCAGGAGGCUGUUGGAGCCCCGACAUUGGGUCUACCGAAUGAUCCUGAGCGUGACUUUGAUGAGGCCGUUCAGGAGAUCAUGACGGAGAUUGAGUCUCGACGUCGUCGUGGCAGUGUGGUCACCAUGCCCAGCGGAGAGGAACUUAAGAUUGCCGUCGAGCAGAAAAUUGGCCGUAAGCUGUAG